Molecule: messenger RNA, 1017 nt
Organism: Penicillium angulare
Lineage: Eukaryota; Fungi; Ascomycota; Eurotiomycetes; Eurotiales; Aspergillaceae
Gene: fip1
Product: cleavage polyadenylation factor subunit FIP1
Exons: 3
Coding region: 1-1017 (338 amino acids)
Cellular component (GO): mRNA cleavage and polyadenylation specificity factor complex
Molecular function (GO): RNA binding
Source: RefSeq, a predicted model, not a curated record
AUGGAAGACGAAGAGGAUGAUUUUUACGACCCCACUGAUUCAGUGACACCGACCCAAGUGUCAAAUAAUGCCCAAGAUGCAACGACAGGGCAACCCGCGGAUGAAGAUAUGGACGAUGACGAGGUAGAGGUUGAGUCCGAUGAGGACGACUUUGACAUCAUUACAGAAGCGCCUGCUGAUGCGCCGCCGCCAGAGAUCUCCCAUCCACGCCACGCAAGCUUACGGCAAGACCCCCAAAGACCUUCUUCUGCAGACUCAUCCGCUGUCUCAAAAUCUGCGACUCCGUCGGCUACUCCCCGCCUCGAUGCUCCGGCUCCGCUACCUGGAACUGGUUCUGCGGCCCCAGCGAAGCUAGUUGUACCCCAGAACCAGAAGCCAGGUUCCUUCUACCCGGCUAUUCAUACGUCUACCAUCGAUGUCAAUGGAAACCCCCUACACCCUUCCACUGGCAAGACUAUCAUGGCCACCGACAUGGACACAGACUUCCCUACUGACGACAAGCCUUGGCGACGACCAGGCUCUGACAUUUCCGACUACUUUAACUACGGGUUCGACGAAUUCACAUGGGUUAGCUAUUGUUUGAAGCAGCAGGAAGUGCGCAAAGAAGUUGGCGACCAAAGGAGGCAAAUGGAUGACAUGCAGUCUUUCUUGGGCAUGGGCAUGCCUCCGAUGCCUGGUGGACCACCUCCCGGCGGUCCUGGCGCACCGGGCCCUGGUGCACCCGCAAUGCCUGGGAUGCCUGGGAUGCCUGAUAUGUCACCCGAUAUGAUGCAACAGAUGCUCCAGGGCAUGAUGGCUCAAGGCAUAGAUCCUUCUAACAUGGAUCCAAUGACAUUUAUGCAGAGCGCACAAGCUAUGAUGGGCGGCCAACCGGGCGGUGGUCCACAAGGCCAGCAAGGCUUUGGAGGCCAGCCACAAGGUCAAGGUUUUGGACAACCGCCUCAAGGUCAAAUGGGAUAUGGAGGGUAUGAUCAGCGUGGGAACUAUGGAGGCCGGGGACGUGGGCGAAGAUGGUAA